UGUGCACCGAACUGGCGGUCAUUAGCGAACAGGCGGCGAUGAUGAAGCACGACACCGGCAGUACGCCCAUACCGAUUGGUGAGCCCAACGCCACGGCGUCAGCUGCUAUUACAGCCGGCAGCACAUCGUCGUUAAAGCGCGGCUUGUGGCGACAUCGCAGCGUGAUAGAGACGCCUGUUUGCGCACGGAGUCCCAUAACCAAAGCGUUUGACUUUCUGCCCUGGGGACGGAAUAAAAAGUGUGUCGAGAAAACACAAACACUGCAGGAGCACCAAAAACAACAACAACAACAACAACAACAACAACAACAGCAACAACAGAAACAGCAACAAGCACAAAAAUUUUCGUCGACCUCAAACACAAAGUCCACAAAUGUCGCAGCUGGCAGCUGCUCGAAUUCGAAUGUCAACACAAAUGCGCCAGCCGACAAGGACGUGGGCAUACAUUACCACCGGAAUAUCUUCCGUAGCGGUGGCGGACUCAUACGUGACAUACUCGGUGGCGAUAAGUUGCACAAAGAUAAAACCAGCAACAGCAAUCAGCAGGAGUUGACAUUAAAAAAGUCGUCCAAUCAACGUACGAAACCCAAGCAGGUCGUGGCGCGCAAUAAGAGUUUAGAUAUCCAUGAGCUCAUCAACACAGUCGAGCAUGAGCUGAAGGCGGAGAAGUCGAAAAACGGCCGCAGCCAAUUCAUGGACGACACUUUCAUUGAGAAUAUCAUGCGUGCCAAGGAAGCAUAUCGACGCGAGCACAAUGAGCUGCCAGACCAAGACCCUGUUGAUGACGAUGGCAACUAUCGCUACGUGGAUGAAACGGUCGACGGUGAGUGCAACGAUGUGCGUCAAACGCACGAAAUGCAGCGUGCGAGCGAUGAACAGUUACAUUGUACGCCCUCUGGCAGUGCUGCCGCUAACACACCCGCACGUCAUAUACUCUUCAACGACGAAGAUAUCGUGUACCUGAUCAAGAAGGAGCUGCCAGUGAAGCGUGAAAUGAGCAAGACCAAGCGUAAGGUGUCCGCCAAUCACGGCGCUAUGAGUGAGAAGGAACGUCAGCAGCAGCAGCGCGAACAUGAGCGUGACCGUGAACGAGCACGCGAGCGCAGUCGAGACCGUCACGAGCGUAGUGAAAGUGUACUGCGUGCACGUUUGAAGUUCAAGAAGCUGACACCGGAUGCCACGCCACUGCCGGAUCGACGUUCCGCAUCAGCGCAAAUGCUCAACCACAAUCAGUAUCACAAUCAAAGCGAGUAUGGCAUUAGCAAUGAGUAUGGCCAACCACAGGGACGUAAUUACCAAGCGUCGAGAUCGGUCAACGAUGGCUAUGGCGACGCCAACAACAACAGCGGUAGCAGCAAACGCAGCAUACUGCAACGACAAAAUACCUCACCCGCGCUGAUUAGUCUUGCCGCCGAGAGCGGAACCGCGAAUGGCAACGGAAAUGUAGGUGUUGGUGUAGUGAGUAAUUACGAGCACGAAAUGUCCCAUCAUCACACACCAGAAAAUCGACGCCGCCACCAUCAACUCUUUCAACGUGGAGAGCAGCGUGUACAGUUGCAGCGUCGCAAAUCCUUCACGGACUACGACAAUGCCCAGCUAGGCAAUUGCAGUUCGAGUAGUAGUAUGGCAAGUGGCGGUGGCAGCGCUGGCACACCCACCAACGAACUGCCGCCACGCGGUGAGAAACCACGUAAGAAACUCUCCUUCCGCGAACCGGUAGCGGAUAGACCCCGUGUACGACGUCGCAGUUCACCGCAACAGCAGUCACCCAGUGACAAUGCUAUUAAUGACACAGCCUAUGGCUUGGGGGUGGCCUCCUCGACUCCCACAACAAAAGAGUCGAACAAUCGUCUUGGCGUUGAGGAUGGCAUACUAAUUGGCAACGCGAAUGCGCAUAAAGUGAGCUGUGAUAAUUUAAGUGCCGGCAGCGCCAGCCACAACGCCGCUUUACUAUCAUUACCUGAUAACCGCAGUUAUACCGGACAAAUUAAUAACCUGCCCUUAGAUGUGUCCGGCUGCUGUUAUGUGGAUAAUGCGAAUUUAGCUAUGGACUUUGAGUCACAAGCGAUGCGUAUAGUACGUACCGUCGGCCAGGCCUUUGAAGUAUGUCACAAAUUCAAUCUUCAUAAGAAUUCCUUGGAUCACAACGACGAACGCUCGGAUGUCUCAUCAGAGUUGCUCGAUGCAGAACGCAUUUCAGUGCAGCAGUUAACCGACGAUGAGGUGGAUAAAAAAGAGCCGCUAACCGCUGUGACGGACAUAAAGCCAGCACAAAGACCGAAUCAUCUGGAAUUGGUGCCACAGACUAGUGUAAAUAUGCGCAAGUCACCCAGUUUGCUGCUUCCCUUGGUACUGUACGAUAUGUUGGCUCUCAAAGCCGCCAUGCGUUAUGCUUUAGCCAGUACCAUUCGCCUAUUAUUCUUCUUAAGCACUUCUGAGCAAUUGCUUCCUGCUGAUGAACCGAUUGCUGGCAGUGCGGGUAUCCAAAUUAAGACUCUGGCGUUGCAGAAGCAGCUCAUGGUGGAUGAUUUUUUACCGUUCGCACCAAAGACAAUGCAUUAA
Messenger RNA from Ceratitis capitata (Mediterranean fruit fly), 2561 nucleotides. RefSeq names its product GATA zinc finger domain-containing protein 10-like. The record is from RefSeq and is a predicted model, not a curated record. The transcript has 5 exons. Lineage: Eukaryota; Metazoa; Arthropoda; Insecta; Diptera; Tephritidae. The coding region runs from base 39 to 2561 and encodes 840 amino acids.